This is a messenger RNA of Sebastes umbrosus (honeycomb rockfish), 879 nucleotides long. RefSeq names its product tachykinin precursor 3b (gene tac3b). Lineage: Eukaryota; Metazoa; Chordata; Actinopteri; Perciformes; Sebastidae. The record is from RefSeq and is a predicted model, not a curated record. The coding region runs from base 168 to 533 and encodes 121 amino acids. The transcript has 7 exons.
UUGAGAUACAGAGGCUGCUGAGCGGAAAGGAGUAUUUUGAGUCGGCACAGAGCUCCUCUGAUACCAAACUGUGGGACAGAUCGCUGGUUUCUACUGUUGGAUCAGAUCAAGAUUAUUCAACACUGGUAUCAGUGUUGAUUUUUGUCAGACGACACUACAGACGAGUGAUGGAGAGAACUCCAAACUUCUGCUGCACUCUGGCCUCAAUGGUCGCUUUAGUCGUCCUCGUCUUAUUUCCUGUGAGGUCUGGAUGUAAGGAAGACACCUACAAAUCACUGACAGAGGCUAAGCCGGAGUGCUGCAUUAGAGAAGAUGCAGAGUUGAAGAGAUUUAAAGACAUCGACUAUGACAGCUUUGUGGGUCUAAUGGGAAGGAGAAGUGCUGCUCAACCAAACAGACACGUGGAUCACAUCCUCGCUGAUCUGUUGGGGCGGAGAACAGAUGUGGCUUGUCCGUGUGCAGAGGAGUAUUUACAAACAAGGAGAGGCCGAUUCAUCGGAAACGGGAGGCAGAGGUUUCAACGCUUUCUGUAGUGGGGAUGUGACGCCUCCUCCACCUCAACACAGGCUGUUAAACCUUCAGCGCUGAUAAAUCCUCACAGCUACUGUUACCAGAGAGGAUCAAAGUUAUUUAACCACAGCGAGGGGGAAGAAGACAUAUUAACCAUGCAUGAUUUCUACUGUCACUGGAACAUGUUCUGACAUGUAAUAUCAUGUAAACAAAAUGCAAAACAAAUGUACAAUAAAAUAUGCAUUUAUUUAUAGUGAUUAAAGUACCAUUCACUGAAAACACACUGAUCACGUGUUCUCACACAAAAACUCAUUUACACACUAAAGCGUAUCGACUCAAUUUAGACGUCAAUACCAACAUAAAUACAUU